UGUAAUUUUUCUUUCUUAUGCUCUUUUCCUCACACCCACCCCAUAUUUGAUAUCUAUCUCUCUAUCUAUUCUAUUUUAUUUUUAUUAUUAUUGCAACCAAAAAAAAAAAAAACUUUCUUUCUUUCUUUCCCAUCUGAAGACACACAAAAGAGAUUCAGGAAAAGCUUCAGCUUUUAGGGUUCUCUGCUUCAGAUUUUUCCCUUUUUUCUCCUCUCCAAUUUUUGCUAAACUAUAAAUUUGCGACUUUUCAGUAGAUCUUUGUCAUCUCUGUCCUCCUCUGAGGUUUUUGAGGCACACUCUGAGAGUCUGAAGAACUGUGGUUCCUCUAAGAAGCUAAUUUUGGUUAGAGUGGUCUGUUGUUUUGCUAGAAGUUUGGAAACUUGGAAAAGGAAGUUUUUGAUUGGCUGAGGAAAGCAGUCAUUUUGAAUCAUGGGCUACUUGUGUGAUUACUGUGGGGAUCAAAGGUCCAUGGUAUAUUGUCGGUCUGAUGCUGCAUGCUUGUGUUUAUCAUGUGAUCGAAAUGUCCACUCUGCUAAUAUUCUCUCAAAGCGUCACUCGAGAACUCUAAUAUGUGAAAGAUGCCAUUCCCAACCGGCAUUAGUGAGAUGCGCAGAAGAGAGAGUUUCUCUCUGUCAGAAUUGUGAUUGGAUGGGCCAUGGUGCAUCUACUUCAUCUUCAACACACAAGAGGCAAACAAUCAGAUCCUACUCUGGCUGCCCCUCGGCUGCAGAACUCUCUUCCAUCUGGUCCUCCAUUUUAGAUUCCCCUACUGGGGGAGAAUCUACUUGUGAGCAAGAAAUGGGUUUGAUGAGCAUCAAUGAGAAUAGCUCUGGAAAUGACCCUGGACCUUCCGAAAAUGCUUCUGGUUCGGUUGGAGUAAAUAGUGUGACAAGCAUGGCUAAGGCUAGUGUUUGGCCGAGCUCUUCUUCAGUGCCUGAGAUUAAUGCUGCAUCCCAAGUUCUCGACCUUCCAGAUGAAUCUGAAAAUGCAACUUUUCCCAAGUUAAGCUUUCCUGGAAUCAAAGGCCCUGCUCUUAGUGCAAAUGAUGAUCUUUAUGCGGAUUUAGACAUGGAUGAGGUGGACCUGAAUUUUGAAAACUACGAGGAGCUAUUUGGGGUAGCUCUAAAUAACUCAGAAGAGCUUUUUGAGAAUGGAGGUAUUGAUAGCUUAUUCGAAGCAACUGAAAUGUCUGGUGCCGACUCCAAUUGUCAGAGUGCAGUUGCUGCUGAGGGAUCAGUUGGACAGGUAAAUGCAAUGCCAGCAUGCAGCAAUGCCGCAUCUGCUGAUUCUGCAAUGAGUACUAAAACAGAACCACUUCUUUGCUUCGCUAGGCAGCAGUCAAGCCUUUCAUUUUCAGGCCCAAAUGGGGAAACGACUGCUGGAGAUUAUCAGGAUUGUGGAGCUUCUUCAAUGCUUCUCUUGGGGGAACCUCCAUGGUGUCCUCCAAGCCAGGAUGCUUCUCUCCAGUCAGCCAAUCGAAAUGAUGCUGUUAUGCGAUACAAGGAAAAGAAGAAGAUGCGCAAGUUUGAUAAAAGGGUGAGGUAUGCUUCUCGGAAGGCGAGGGCUGAUGUAAGAAAGAGAGUGAAGGGGCGCUUUGUGAAAGCCGGUGAUGUCUAUGAUUACGAUCCUUUAAACCAAACCAGAAGCUGCUGAGUACAGAUACUUUAUAAAGGAAAGAAAGAAACUCUUGCUGUUUGAAUGGAAACAAUCAUACCUAAACAAUGGAUGAAAUUGAUGCAUUUUUUCCUUGUGCGUGACAAGCUGUGUAAUGUAUCACAGGGUCCUUGAUUUUCUCCAAUUGGCAAAAAAAAGGUGGACGUGAAUGUAGAAAGCCUGUUCUGAUGUCUCACCAAUAAUUUGGACAAGCCGAUGUUUGAUUCUAUAUCUCCAUAAAAGAUCUGAUGAUUGCCUACAUGAUCCAACCAGAUUGGUUGUCCUUGCCUUGUUUAGGCUAUGACCUUUAUUUCCUCUGUAUCUCUGGGCAACUUCAUCUUCAUUAUCUGAUUCAUACUCUUCACAAAAAAAAAAAAGGAGAGUCAUUAUUGAUCUCUCUUUUCCCAUAAUUAUGCACCAUUAUACAUAUUCAUUAUCUCAACUAAAUAAUCCUCCUCCACCAGUCAGUCAAAGUCAGUCAUAUACAUAAAAAGAUGAGGCUGCAAAGGCAUCAUGAGUAGCUGAACUCACAAUGGCCUUGUCCUCCGGAAGGCUUGGGGUUUGUAGUAUUGUCCUUUUUCCUUUUUUGUUUCAUUUGGGUCUUGACAUCUAUGACAUGUAUAGUUACAGGAUCUUUAUGUAUGUAGUAGAGGAUAUAAGAUGUUCGGGCUGAAAUCGCUGCAGGGUCAGACUUUGAACUUGCAGUUGUAAAUAUUUUGUUCUCCUUCUUUUGCAUGGGCAUGUAUAGCACAUGAUGAUUUCAUAUGCGGUUUAAAGAGGAUAGUAAUUUUUUAUACUAAUGGUCAUGAUCAUCUCUAGUUGUAUC
This is a messenger RNA of Cannabis sativa, 2479 nucleotides long. RefSeq names its product zinc finger protein CONSTANS-LIKE 10. The record is from RefSeq and is a predicted model, not a curated record. Bases 430 to 1653 code for a protein of 407 amino acids. The transcript is spliced from 5 exons. Gene Ontology annotation, molecular function: zinc ion binding; protein binding. NCBI's taxonomy places the organism in Eukaryota, Viridiplantae, Streptophyta, Magnoliopsida, Rosales, Cannabaceae.